GCAACAUAUUUUCACACACUUGUUCUCAGCCCAACGGUUCUUUUUGUCACGUCCCACACCCCUCUUUUCCUGUCUAUCUAUAAGCAUAGCAACAAGAAAUAGCUAUAUAAUUUGUAUUAGCAGCAGCAACAACUCAACAUGGACGAGUCCAAAGUAUCGAAAGAUCUCGUGGCCCAGCUUCCCCACGAGAUCUUUGGCAAGAUUAUCGUUGAAUUACCAGUGGACGCUUUGUGCGAAUGCUCCAUGGUUAACCACAUUUGGCGCGACACAAUCCUCGACUAUUCUUCACCGUGGCAUACCAUCCAAAUUACUCAAGAAACGAAUCCGUUACUGUUCGGCAUCUUGCCAAAAGUCUGUCAGUACGUCCGACGCCUGGAAGUAUUACGGCUAAAGCACGGUGUAUCAGAGAAAGUUGCCGGUUUAAUAUCGCAAAAUAAUUUUGAUCGCUUGCAAGUGCUGAAUUUCCGAGCAUUGGCUUAUGAGCAAUUAUUCUUUUUACGCGCACUAUCCGUUUCCCCGGAUACAACUUCUAAACUGUGUUGCGCAUUAUUAAGUAUCAAGAGUACACUACGAGAAUUGACCCUUCAACUUGCUGAAUAUCCUGGUGCUCCUUCGCUGUCCUGGGUACUGUCGUCCUGUCGAAACCUUAUUGCAUUACAAUACCACUCAUCAAACCGUGGGGCAUUUUCUGGGUUGUCAUCUUUACCGUUUACAACUACGUUGACAAAGCUCUCGCUACCAGAUUGUACGUACAUGGAUCCAUCUGAACUUUCGGCGUUACUACGAGUAUCACCCCAUCUUCGGCGCCUGAGGCUGGAUGGCUGUCAGUUCGAUCCAUUCAGCGCUGUCUCUGAAGCUUUGUGCAACCUCAAAUAUCUUGCUGUCAACUGCAACGGAACUAUAUACGGAAACCCGGGUGAUCGGAGGGAUGAUGCAUGCUGUUACAGAGAUGGAGGAGCGAAGAAACAAGAGAAAAGAAAAGAAGGGCUGUGCAGUCUUGCUCUUGGUGCAUUGGCCCCAACACGAUCGCUCGCAUCAUUCCUUGGCUAUCAUUGCAAAUCUAUCAACGCACUUUGUUUUUCCGUUAUACGUGACGAGAAUUAUCUCAUGUUAAAUGAUGUAGCAACAGCGUUACAGCUGCCCGUCAUGCACAAUUUGAGGACAAUACGGGUUCAAGAUUCUUCUGCUGUCCGACUAUGGAGAAAUAUGCCUGACAUCAUCCGAGCAUGUCCGAAUCUAACUGCUUUUGAGGUCGUGAAGGAUCGUAUUGUGCCAUACGAGGAGGAGGACGACGAUCUUGCUGGCCAAAUGGAUGGGAUUGUUGAAUCGAUAGUUGACAUGAACGCAUUUUCAAAGCUACGGAUAUCACGCUCGGAUCUGAACGCUACGGUGCCGAUGUGCUUACUUUAUGGCUACUCAAGAGCUGGUCCUGAAUGCGCAUUAGAUGAACUGGAAAUCUCACACUGCGAAACCGACGAUGUUAGCGUAAUGCUCCAAGUAGCAAAUAUCCAGAGCCUGAGAAACCUAAAGGUUCAUAAUGUGCAAAUGCCCGUCCCCGACACGCUUGAAUUCAUACAAGCCGUUGCAAACCUGCCACAACUUGAACAUCUGGAUAUCAAAGGGGACAACUUUUUUGUGGGGAACGAUGCCACGAUUCGUUGUAUUUGCCAGAGUACAAGCUUACGCUCGAUUCAUCUAGACGAUGAUGUGAAGCUCACAGUGGAGGAGAAGCAUAUGCUGCGUGAUCGCUUUGUUCAAGAAGAUCGAGUGACACGGGAUGCGACUUGGCUCGAAGAUUUUCUUUGAAUAUGUAGAUAGCUAUUAAUGCUAUGAUAAUAAUACCACUGUUAGUACUUGUAAAUAAUAAUAUCAAUAAUAGUUUAUCUUGUCAUAUCCA
Zychaea mexicana is the source of this 1897-nucleotide messenger RNA. RefSeq lists its product as uncharacterized. Lineage: Eukaryota; Fungi; Mucoromycota; Mucoromycetes; Mucorales; Lichtheimiaceae. The record is from RefSeq and is a predicted model, not a curated record. Gene Ontology annotation, molecular function: protein binding. The coding region runs from base 139 to 1806 and encodes 555 amino acids. The transcript is spliced from 3 exons.